UUUAAUUUGUGAUAUGUUUUCAGGUGAUGGAUCCCAGCUUCAGAGCUCAAUUUGGUAAUGUAAACAGGUGGUUCCUCACCACUGUGAACCAGCCGCAGUUUAAAAAGGUAUUGGGUGAAGUAAAGCUGUGUGAAACCAUGGCCAAAUUUGAUGCAAAGAAAUUUGCUGAAUUGCAUCCAAAGACAGAUGAGAAGAAGGAGAAGAAAGGAAAAGCAGCCAAAGAGGAGAAACCUAAGCAAGAAAAAAAACCAAAACAAGAGAAGAAAGAAAAACCAAAGAAAGAACAGGACGACGAUGAUGAUGAUGAUUUGCCAAAGGAACCAAAGGCUAAAGAUCCCUAUGCUGGUCUUCCAAAGAGGUUAGGAAUUCACACAACUCAUACUUAUAGUUCGGCAGUAGUAUGUCUACAUUAGAAUUGUGCUCUUCUUCACAAAAAUUAUGUUUUU
Orbicella faveolata is the source of this 446-nucleotide messenger RNA. Its product is annotated as elongation factor 1-gamma-like. The record is from RefSeq and is a predicted model, not a curated record. Lineage: Eukaryota; Metazoa; Cnidaria; Anthozoa; Scleractinia; Merulinidae.